AGGCCGUGGGAAAGCAGAUUCGCGACCUGGAGGUGAGGCAGGCCCAGCUGAGAGAGCGGAGAGCCGCGCUGGAAUCAUCCCGGGCUGACGCUCACAAGUCCGGGGCCCGGUGCACCCAGGACGCGAUCUUCCCAGAUGUCCUUCACUGCGACGCCGGGACACCACGGACCCUGGGUGCAUCCACAGCGGAGGACGCGAGCCGGGUCCCGGGCGACGACUUCUCCCCCUCCUGCCUUCGACAUCUCCAUCCGGAACCGCUUCGCUCCCCUCCACGAGACAGGACGCGACGCUGUGAUCAUCGGAGACUCCAUCGUCCGACACGUAAGUGCUACGUUAGCUGAAGGUAAAGUGCACACUCAUUGUUUGCCUGGUGCUCGUGUUCUCGAUGUUUCUGCGCAGAUAUCCGCGAUCCUGAAGGCCGACGAGAGCCCCAGAGCGGUCGUGCUUCACGCCGGGGUUAACGACACCAUGCUGCGGCAGACGGAGACGCUGAAGAGGGACUUCAGCAGCCUGAUCGAGACGGUUCGCAGCACGACGCCCGCGGCGACGAUCGUCGUGUCAGGACCACUGCCCACGUAUCGACGAGGACACGAAAGGUUCAGUAGACUUUUUGCUUUAAAUGAAUGGUUGUUGUCAUGGUGUAAAGAACAGAAACUGCUAUUUGUUAAUAACUGGAAUCUUUUCUGGGAGCGUCCUAGGCUGUUUCGCGCUGAUGGAUUACACCCCAGCAGAAUCGGAGCGGAGCUGCUCUCUGACAACAUCUCCAGGACACUUCGCUCCAUGUGA
Messenger RNA from Carassius carassius (crucian carp), 786 nucleotides. RefSeq lists its product as uncharacterized. Lineage: Eukaryota; Metazoa; Chordata; Actinopteri; Cypriniformes; Cyprinidae. The transcript has 2 exons. The record is from RefSeq and is a predicted model, not a curated record. The coding region runs from base 136 to 786 and encodes 216 amino acids.